Messenger RNA from Theobroma umbraticum, 1112 nucleotides. RefSeq lists its product as uncharacterized. NCBI's taxonomy places the organism in Eukaryota, Viridiplantae, Streptophyta, Magnoliopsida, Malvales, Malvaceae. The record is from RefSeq and is a predicted model, not a curated record.
UCUAUGAUCCUUGUCACACAAACAAGAGAGUUUUUUCAGAUUCCAUUUUUUUUUUCUGCUACUGUGCAAAAUGGGUUGGAAGAAUUUGUAUCAGAGAGCUAGGAAGCUCCUGACCUCUCCCAUCCUGCAAGACUCUUUUCACCUCCUUACAAUCACCCUCCUCAGCCUCUUGCUUCCCCUUUCGUUUCUCCUGGUUGCCAGGCUCUCUUGCGUCAACUACAUCUUAACCAUCACUUCAAAUCCUUCACAGCCUUCCCCAUCUUUUCUCUUGUCUUUCUAUUUCUACACCAAUCCAGCUGUUCUUUAUAUUCUAGUAUCUGCUGUUAGCAUUGCCACUCUUGUCCAUGGAUUGACAGGGAAAAUCGCAUUUGUAAAUGAGUCCCCAGAUGUGGUUUACCGGCCCCGUUUGUACAUUGCGUGGAUAGUUUUAUAUAUAUUGCAAGUUUCUGUUGGAUUGGGGAUUGAAGGAAGCAUAGUAUCAGGAAUUGAUGGUGCUGGUUUUGGAGCUGAGAGGAGUCUGUUAGGUCGAGUAAUAUUCUUCUUGGGUUUGCAUGAGAUUAUGCUUCUUUGGUUUAGAACAGUUGUGAAACCCGUGGUAGAUGACACUAUUUUUGGCGCUGUUAGAGAAGAAAGGUGGAUUCAUAGGGCCGCCAUGGCCCUGAGCAUUGGCACCUUCUGGUGGUGGAAGCUGAGAGAUGAAGUUGAGUCGUUGGUGGUUGUGGCAGAAGCUAAGAAGGAGCUGUCAAUGGACAUUGAGAUAGCUGACUUUCUUAGUUGGUGGUUGUAUUACUUGACUGUGACGAUUGGAAUGGUUAGAGUUGUUAAAGCUCUUAUCUGGCUUGGAAUUGUCUUGCUUUGUAGGAGGGUAAGAAGGAACAAUGAUGAAACUAGCGAGGACGAUCAAGACAAGGUCUGAACUUGACCCUUUCUUAAUUCUUUCUUUUUUUUUUUCUUCCCCACCAAAUAUUCUUGUUUAUGGUGAUUGAGUCAAUCACGAUCUCGUAAUUCUUAAUUGCAACUUGUACACUUGUCACACAAAAUAUAUAGGAAUUUUUUUUCAAGAAAAGUUGUUCAAGUAUUUUAUUAUGUAAUAUAUUAUUGAUGUCGCUGCC